Oenanthe melanoleuca is the source of this 6215-nucleotide messenger RNA. It is a transcript of the gene HOXA3, whose product is annotated as homeobox A3. The record is from RefSeq and is a predicted model, not a curated record. Bases 3957 to 5198 code for a protein of 413 amino acids. Gene Ontology annotation, biological process: regulation of transcription by RNA polymerase II. The transcript has 3 exons. Lineage: Eukaryota; Metazoa; Chordata; Aves; Passeriformes; Muscicapidae. Gene Ontology annotation, molecular function: RNA polymerase II cis-regulatory region sequence-specific DNA binding; DNA-binding transcription factor activity, RNA polymerase II-specific. Gene Ontology annotation, cellular component: nucleus.
GUUGUUGUUGCGAUAAAUAUUUAACCUAGCUGGAAUUUUUUUUUUUUUUUCCUGGAUUGGCUCUAUUCAUCUUCCGUGGGUGGUGAAUGCGCGUGUCUGGGCAGACAAAGAAGUGUACGGGACCUGAGUGAUCGCCAUCCUUAUAAAGGCAUUGGGGACAGGAAGGAUGCAAAGUCAUCUGAAGAGCGAAAGAGUUAGAGAAUUUCUUUGUCCGUUCUUAGCUCCUUCCGAAAUCAAAGGCACCAGGCAAGGGAGAGAGGGUCGGAGCCAGUUCGGUGUUGAAUGGCUGCUUAUCGCGGCUUGUCUGUUCGCCUCCUCCUCGAGGAGUUCCGCAGCCAGUCCUGCAAACGAGAAGUGCAUGUGGGGAUGUUAGAAAACCUGAUUUUUGUCCGCUUGCAUACAACAGAAGGGUUGGCGAAUAAAUUUCGGGUGUUUGUCCGUCCUGGCCUGCUUUGCACUGAGUGAAGGUCGGUGUCUGGUUGUUCGGAGUUGCUGAAGUCCAUGAUGUGCUUGGUCCUCUGGCAGGAGAAAAGAAAUGCUUUCCAUAGUGACAUUCUUUCUUCUUUGCCGGCCGUCGAGAGGGGAGGAUUAUAUAGAAUUAGCUCAAAUUCCUGCUAGAUUUACCUGCUCCUUUUUGGAUGUUGAUGUACAAUUAGUGUAUUUUACUACCUUUUAAAAGCGGCCAUAAAUUACAGGACUACAAGGGCUCUUUGUGUUGGCUUAAUGAGCUGCUUAAAUCUUAACUACAAAAAGGCGCUGCAAAUGUCUAUUCACGCUUGUAUUCGGAAAUUGAAAGCGAAAACACGGUACGAAGGAACCUUCCUCCGGUGGCAUGUACCCACAGCAUUGCGGGCAGAGAUAUUUGGGAUUCCUUAACGGACCCAACACCAAGCUCAGCUGAUUCUGAGCAGAACUUCUCUCACAAGGGCACAGUCGAUAACGCUGCUCUUUUUAUCUACUUGGGAAUGAUCAAAGACCAACUUUAUCAGACGCACGGAUGUAGGUAAACAGCUCUCCGUCCCAGCUGAUUGCAAAUCUUUCGAGGUAGCAAAGAAAUAAGUACUUAUAUCUUACGGGUGAAAUAAGUACUUAUAUCUUACGGGUGAUUCCCAUUUCGUCUCCACAUGGGAGUGAUAGGCACACCUCUUACCAACUGGCAUAAAAGUAAACUUGAAGCACAGUAAAAAUUCUAACUCUAAUGGUAUUGAAGGUAACUUUAAAUAGCGUUAAUGCUAAGAGUGGCUAUUAAUGCCAGAACGGGCACAAAGGGUCUCCCUUAAUGAAGGCACGUUACGAACUCAGAUCUGUUUGUUGUUACUGAGGCUGGAAUUUAAACUCAGCUCGAAGCCAUGUGUAUAAAGCACAGAAAAAUCAGUAGCACACCUACUGAUAAACUCCACAUUUUUUUUCUACUAGAAACAGUCUUUCGGGUCUCCAAAUCAUCAAGGUAAUAAAACACAACGUUGAGUGUCCAGGAACACGAACAAAGCAGUAAGUGGUGUGGCGAGGGAAGUCUAGCGCCUGCGACUCGCAGGACCAUUUGAAUUUGCAUCUGAAACCUCGUAAUCACGCUACUAGAGCAAAGAAAACUUUCUCCAAAUUCGGCGGAAGGGAAUAAUUUUCAGCUGCAAUUCAGGACAGCACAAAGUUAGGCAGACUCCCCCUUCUGCCUUCCCAAAGCACACUCUGAAAGGUAUUCACACGUCAAGAAGUUACUUUUCUUAAGAAUUAAUUAGUUUCCCCACUAUAUACACCAAGUUAAUUGUUAAACAGUAGUUUUAGGAUUAACUUGACCAUUAAUACCAAUAAAGAUGUUCACAGAAACAGGGUUUGAAGCCAAUAGCCACAGCUAGCGUUAAGGCAUUUCAGAUGACUUAUGAUUGUGAUUUAUUGCUUUUGUAGUUUCUAUUUGCUCAAGACUGUAACUUCUAAAGCCAUCUUUCUACUUUUGACUCAAAGCAGUCGAUAACUUUUUACAACAGCCUCAAGAAAGAACUUGCUUUACUUUUUUCAACAUCUGCUCCAUUCCCCAUUAAUUUCAGUUUCAUUGUUGCAGAAGAACUUCUGUAUGUGUUUCUUCUACGGGAUGUAAACGCACCAAAUUUAAAAGACCCGUGAAGCCAUCUGAAGCAAAUAUCGGCCUUGGUAUAUAAGUAUGAGAGCUGUGGAGUUACCAGGCAUGCUGAUAGUUAGACUCAGGCAUGUAGAGUGUGCCUAAUGUCGUCUCUUUUUAAAAUCUCUGUAGUUUUUAUUCCAGUUCCUAGUGAGGGAUAAUAUAUGUACACCCUGGCACUAGCUUAGUCACCUCCAUAUGAAAAAUUGCGAAGUUUUCUCCUGCUGUAACGUCAUGCUGACUUUGCUGCAAUGCCACUACUGUACACUGUUACGAAUGGGUUUACAUUCCAGUGGCCCAUUUUUACAAUCCAGGAGAGAGUAUAAUAAGGCUUGUCCAUAACACUGAAAGUCAUCCAAAAGAAAACUCCUUCUAUUCUGUUCAAUUAAGUGUAGGUGAAGCAGUAAGAGGGGAUAUGUAGUUAGCUACUUUGAGCUCAUGGGAGAUCGUGGAAAGAUUUAGGCAAGGAUGUAUACAUGAUGAUGCACGAUGAUGGAGUCACAGAACUGAUCCAGGAGGACGUUAAAAGCGUGAACUAUCUGAUUUACUUUGACUCCUUCCAGAAAAGUUGUGUGAGUGGAGGGUUUCUUUUGUUUGUUUAGCUUAUUGUGUCAAUAGCACAAGUUAAACAAUCUUACAGGGAAGAUGUGAUGGGUUCACACACAGGCGAAGCUGCCUGGCUCAGGGGCCACAUACAACUUUGCUUUUUCUUUUUUUCUUAAAAUUUUCCCCUUAGGCAAAGACUCCCCCUCCCCAAUUUUUUUUUUUCCCCAACGUUAGAAACCUAUAAUUUUGUGCAUCACUCAAACUAGCUGUAUAGGAAAUGCGUAAGCACAGGUUUAACAGCAAGGUCCCAAAAGAUUUUGUAAAAUUCAGAGGCACGCCAGUGAAGGAAGGUGUAUUCUUCAUAGUGUGUUACGAGGACAAAAAUCAACUAGCCUCUUAGAAGAGACUCUUUUUGCCUUUGUCAGGUAAUUAUAGGUCUUUUUAACUUCUACAGGAGCCCUGAUGUAGCGUGUGGGAGUCGAGCAAGCCCUGUACAAUGGCAGGAUAGAGGGAGCUGGGGGUGGGGGAAGGCUGAUAAUCGUCCCGUUUAGAAGGGGGCUGGAAAUAAUAGCAUUAAGAUUUGGGCUUUCUUCGGGGCUUGCAGAGGACAUGCGACGUGGAGCGGAGUGGCAGGCCUGGGGAGCAAAUGCCGGUUAAUUAGGCUAAGUAUCAAAGUGCAGCGUUAUAAGAAUUCCUCUUACCUUCCAAUGGGUUUUGUGUAAAGAAAUAUUGGUGUGGGAGGAAAGAGAAUCAGACCAAUCUCCCUCCACAGUCAUCUGCAUCUCUUAGAUUUUUUUUUCUCCUCCCUUAAAACUCUUCUUUAACAUAUUGGGUUAAGGCUUUAAAAAGUGAAGGCUCGCGCUAAGAAACCCUGUUCCUUCAAUGAUUCCCUAUUUCAAAUAAAAGGAUUUAAGUUGACGUAUGACCACGUGAGCACAUAAUACAGCGCAUUAUUGUGGCAUUUGGAGUGGAGACCCGGUCUGGCUCCGUCUGCGAUUACGCUUUUCCAGUUUCUGUUCAGAGCAAGCACUGCUUUCUAUUAUUUUUUUUUUCUCCUGCCCCCAUCACCGUCCCCACAAGAGCUGGCCAUUUCGCUGACAGCUUUCGUUCCUUAUGGAAAGGUUAUUGUCGAGCCGAGAGGACGAAAUGCUUCGUUAGAAAGGAUGGAUUUUAUUUUAAGGUCUGCCCGGAGAGGCCAUUGGAGGAAGAGCGCCACGUGACAGAGGGGUGCCAAUGUUAUUCUCCAAGGGUGUCAAGACCCUGUCAGUUUGCGAAAUAAAUAUUGGGAAACAACGAAAUGCAAAAAGCGACCUACUACGACAGCUCUGCAAUCUAUGGUGCCUACCCCUACCAAGGAGCAAAUGGUUUCACUUAUAAUGCGAGUCAGCAGCAAUAUCCUCCAUCUUCAUCACUUGUGGAAACUGAGUACCACCGCCCCGCGUGCUCCCUCCAGUCCCCUGGCAGCUCUGUGUCCCACCACAAGACCAAUGACAUCAGUGAGAGUUGCAUGAGGACCCUCCCCAGCCAGACUCUCCAGCCCCCCAGCCUCGCUGACCCACAGGCUCCACCGCAGCCGCCUCCAGCCCAGCAGUCACAACCUCCACCUCCGUCCUCCACCUCACCAUCUCAAAAUGCCAGCAGCAACCCUGCCCCGGCCAACCCCACCAAGAGCCCGGCUCUUAACUCACCCACCGUGUCCAAACAGAUAUUCCCAUGGAUGAAAGAGUCUCGGCAAAACACAAAGCAGAAAAACAGCAGUUCCAGUUCAGGUGAGAGUUGUGCUGGUGAUAAAAGCCCUCCAGGGCAAGCCUCCUCUAAGCGAGCCCGUACAGCUUACACAAGUGCCCAGCUGGUAGAACUGGAAAAGGAGUUCCACUUCAAUAGGUACCUUUGCAGGCCACGAAGGGUAGAAAUGGCUAAUUUGCUCAAUCUCACAGAAAGACAGAUCAAAAUCUGGUUUCAAAACCGCAGAAUGAAAUACAAAAAGGAUCAAAAGGGAAAGGGUAUGAUGACCUCUUCAGGAGGACAGUCCCCAAGCAGAAGCCCCGUCCCUCCAGCUGCUGGGGGAUAUCUAAACUCUAUGCAUUCUUUAGUAAACAGUGUCCCCUACGAGCCCCAGUCGCCUCCACCAUUUAACAAGCCUCAUCAAAACACCUAUGGCAUCCCUGCAUCGUAUACUGCUCCUCUUAAUAAUUGCCCACCGCCUCAAAAGAGAUACACGGGGACAGCAGCUGUGACACCUGAAUAUGACACUCAUCCUCUUCAAGGCAACGGUUAUGGGAAUCCACACAUACAGGGAAGCCCCGUCUAUGUAGGGGGCAACUACGUGGAGACCAUGACCAAUUCUGGGCCUUCCAUCUUUGGUCUAACUCAUCUCCCUCAUCCUCCCUCUGCCAACAUGGACUACAGCGGGGCUGGGCCAAUGGCCAACAAUCACCACCAUGGACCUUGUGAUCCACAUCCAACAUACACAGACCUAACCGCUCACCAUCCUUCUCAGGGAAGAAUUCAGGAAGCGCCCAAACUCACUCAUCUGUAAGAGACAGGAGUCACUAAGAGGAGCACCAAGCCCCCAAGUUUUGGAAAGUACUCAUUCCUUCCCUUCUCUCUCCUCCCCCCAACAUGUGCCCUCCCCUUCCCUUCUCGUUUCUUUUGUUCGUUUUGGUUUGUUUUGUUUCCUUUCGUAAAAGCGUUUUCUAGUUUAUGUGACGUAGCAAUAUUCGUUGCUUGAAUUGCUCUAUAGUUUCACUAGUGGAUAUUUAUCUUCUUGAACUGUAGCCUUGUGUCUCACUUUGGGAGUAUGCAGAGGCUUUAUACUUUACCUUCUACACUUUUAUCAAAACAGGGUAUAUGAACAAAUUUUCUAUAAAAGGAAUUCUUAAAUGUGAAUUUGUUCGUACAUGAUUGAUCCCACGGGGAAGCAAUUUUUUUUAUUGCACUUCUUUUAAAUAGCAAGAAAGACAUCAAAAGCGCUUGGACAGGGACUUCCUGGACAAUUAUUGAUACGUGUAAGUCUUUCAAUGUGUGUAUGCUGGUGAACAUUCAGAUUUAUUUAUAUUUUUUUUUUCGCAAACAUUGAAUAAUCUAAGUGUUUAAAAUUUUAUUUAUCCCCAUUUGUUCAUAUUUAUAUAUAUAUAAAAAAAUCUGUACCCUGAAUAUUCAGGAGGCCAUAUAUUAGAUGGCAUAUCGGCACGUGUUAGAAAUAUCAUUUGAAAGGAAACUAUUAACUCCUUUUAUUAAAAAUAGUGAUAAUAAUGAUGAUGACGAUGCAAUAAAAUCUGGGAAAAAAGAUCGCGGUUUGAAUACUUUAUGCUUGUAACAUCCAGCUAGGCAAAAAGUGUGUGAAGCUGAAAAGGCUAGAUUUGUUUUGAAAGUUAUACAUUCCUUGCUGCUCACGUUCUGGAAAAAAAAAAUAAAGUUUUUAUUCUGAAUAAUAAAGAGUUAAGAACAUGUUCUUCGCAGCGCAGGGGAAUGGAGAGCCCUUCAUGACGUGGGGAGUUAGGAAACUCGUCUGUAAACUUACACGAGGAUCUGCUCACCCGAAGGGCCCCGCGAC